UCGGUCACGUGGGACGGAGUUCCAGCAAAUCGCUAAGCUAAGAAAUGAAAGGCAAGAAACAGUGGAUCAGGGCACAUGGGUAGUUAGUAAGUAGCAUAGAGCGUGGUAACCAGUUUGUUAGUGACUGCGAAGUUAGGUGGAGUGUAUACAACGCAGUAAUAUUCCAAUACUGUUGAAGAAAUGGCUUCUUCUGAAUCAGUGAAGACGGUAAUUAGCAAGGAGGAGACAGGUCUCACACAUGAAUGUGGUGUGUUUGGUUGCGUUGCUACCGGAGAGUGGCCCACACAGAUUGAUGUUGCUCAAGUUAUCUGCCUCGGACUCGUCGCUUUGCAACACAGAGGACAAGAAAGUGCUGGGAUUGUAACGAGCGAAGGCAACAAUGCAAAGGCAUUCCGGGUCCACAAGGGAAUGGGGAUGAUUAGUAACGUCUUCAGUGAUGACUCAAUGAAGAAGUUGAGGGGAAAUCUGGGAAUUGGGCACACACGUUACUCAACAAGUGCAGCGUCAGAAGAAGUUAACUGCCAACCAUUUGUUGUUCACACAGCCCAUGGGGCACUGGCUGUUGCACACAAUGGAGAAAUUGUAAACUGUGGAUCAUUGCGCAAAAUGGUACUGGGCCGAGGAGUGGGUCUCUCCACUCACUCUGAUAGUGAGCUAAUCACACAGGCUCUUUGUCUGAACCCCCCAGAAGGUGAGGUUAAUGGACCUGACUGGCCGGCAAGAAUCAAGCACCUGAUGCAACUGGCUCCUCUCUCAUACUCGCUUGUUAUCAUGCAGAAGGAUCGUAUAUAUGGUGUGCGUGACCCAUAUGGCAACAGGCCUCUCUGCAUCGGGAAGAUAGUCCCCCUCAAACUUACAAAUGGUAACAAAAAUGAAGAUGAAAUGGAAGAAGGUUGGGUUAUCUCAUCUGAGUCCUGUGGCUUCUUGUCAAUUGGGGCACGGUAUGAACGGGAGGUGGCUCCUGGAGAAAUUGUUGAAAUGACUAAAGAUGGUAUCAAGACUAUUGGCAUUGUUGAACGACCAAAUGCCAAACCACAAGCCUUCUGUAUAUUUGAAUAUGUGUACUUUGCUCGUUCUGACAGCAUAUUUGAGGGACAAAUGGUGUAUUCUGUAAGGAUGCAGUGUGGACGAGUAUUAGCAAGAGAAGCGCAUGUGAAUGCUGACAUUGUUAGUUCAGUUCCUGAAUCAGGAACUGCAGCCGCCCAUGGCUUCUCCAGGGAGUCAAAGAUACCCUUCGCCGAGGUGCUUUGUAAAAAUCGCUAUGUGGGAAGGACAUUCAUCCAGCCUAGUACACGGCUUAGGCAACUCGGCGUAGCUAAGAAGUUUGGUGCUCUGUCAGAAAAUGUGCUUGGCAAAAAACUGGUUCUCGUUGACGACUCUAUUGUCAGAGGCAAUACUAUUGGGCCUAUAAUCAAGCUGUUGAGAGAUGCUGGUGCAAAGGAGGUUCAUGUAAGAGUAGCCUCACCACCUCUUCUGUAUCCAUGCUACAUGGGUAUUAACAUUCCAACAAGAGAAGAACUCAUUGCAAACAAGUUAGAUCCUUUGAAACUGGCGAAACAUGUGGGUGCUGACAGUCUAGCAUACCUGUCCGUAGAAGGUCUGGUUCAGGCUGUGAGGUACCGAAUCGCAGAGAAGAACGCGAGUAAAGUUGGUCACUGCACAGCCUGCCUUACAGGGAACUAUCCAGAAAAACUUGAAUGGUAGCAGACUGUAGCAGCCAGGCUGAAUCCUUACCUCAACCAGUCCUCCAGUCACGUAAGGCAGCAGUGGUCAUCUAUGAAGCACGAUAUCCAAUUCUUGCCUAAAAUCUUCAUACUGUAGCUAACUGAAGAGAGGAUGCUAAAGUGUAUGGUACAGACAUAAUGUGCUGUAAAACACAUUUGCAAGGUUUCUAACUGUAGAGUAUAAAUUAACCCUUCAGCUGUUUUCGAUGAAGUGUCUUGUGCACCGUCUCCAUCUUACGUGGUUUGGAUGAGAUGCCUCAUAACAUGAAUGCAUUGUGUUCCUGCUGUAGGAUUUCUUUUUAAUCAUGUGGUCAGCCUCAAGAGUGGUGCAUCUUCAUAUAAUAAAAGGUAAAUAUAUGUUCCUUCUGUAGCUUGCAUUAGUUCUGAAAAAUUGGAAAACCGUAUGCUAAAUAUAUAAAACGCUAACAUCCUCACUUCAUGGAACAGAGUCCUUGAGAAUUUAAUAGUUGCUCAUUUUAUCAGUAAAUUCCUUAUCUUUUAUGGAAUCAGUCGGUUCAUUAUUGUGUUCACAAGAACUUACAAUUGGCCACUGUCCUGAACCACAUGAAUCCAGCCCAUACUCUUUUUCUUUUUAAGAUUCAUUUUAUUAUCUUCCUAUUUAUGCUACAUCUCCCAAUUGGUCUCUUCCCCUCAAGUUUUCCUGUGUGUAUUUCUCAUCUCUCCUGUAGUUCAUUUUAUUAUGAUGGCAUGUGAUUUUAUGCUUGGAGAAUUUUUACGGAGUAUCAUCUAAGGCAUGACGUGAUGAUGUAUACUGGUGAAUGUUACUGUACAUGUUCUGCGUCCAUUUUAUACAUGUUGAUUCAUCUCCUAGACAGCUUUAGAUGUGUACAUUAUGAUCAUUAAGGAAACACCAUAUUUUUUAUCCUUCCCAUCCCCAACAGGCAGAGGAUUAAAAUGUGUUUUAUUUCAAGAUCCCAUCAAAGUUAUUAUUUUCUCUGCCUGUGUUAAUCUUACAAGUUAAAGAUGUGGACUAGUUAGUUAGGUGUCUACUUAGCAGCCAUAUAGCCGUAGUCAUACCAUAACUUGUCAGAACUGCCAUAGAAGGCAUAUAUAUUACUCUUCUUGUAUACACAUAAUCCAUAAUUUCUUUGCACAGUAACAAUCACCAAUAGAAGAUUAUAUAUCUUUACUGUAUUGUUAAUCUAUAAAAUUUCACUAACCAUAUAUCUGACCACAGUCAUAAUGUAAUUAAUUGUAAUUUUACUUUUUUUUAGCCACACAGAGACUGGGAUUGUGGGUUCAAAAUGCCAUUUGAGGAAUUUUAUCUGUCUUGUUGGCCUUUAUAGGUAGAGACCUUGCAGUGGGGUGGGCUCCUGAGCCAAGCCAAAUAUCUAACAUUCGUUAUUUAAGAAUUCUGAAUUGAAAGAAAUUGGAGGGUUUAAUAUCUGUUAACUAAAGAAAUAAAAUGUUAUACAAUAAUAUAUGUGAGAGUGAUCUUUAGUUACAACCUGGAAAAAUUUAAUCGAACAUCAAAAGUUUUAAUCUUUAUUUAUAACAGAAAAAAAAGAUACAAUAAUUGUGAAGACUUUUGUAUUAUGGCUUAGUUUCCUGAUGUGGGUAUUAGUAUGAAACAAAAAUCUCAUCUUAUAUUUGGAUGAUUAAAAUAUUUUCAAAUAAAUAUGAUCAUUGCUAAUUUAUUUUGAUUCACAAAUUUGAUGACUACAGCUAAUUUGGAUUUAAUGCUAGAUAUGCUUUAUAUAGCUUUCUUCUUGUAUGCAGAAUAUUUAGAUUGUUCAUGGAUCUGACAUUGCAGCUUGAGUGAUUACACAACUGAGAAGUCUGGUCUGAAAUGUCAAGACUACCUUUUGUGAAAGUAUUAUAUGUUAUACAUAUUUAUAAUUUUAUUAACAGCACUUCCAGGAAGCCUAUUUUUAUGUUCUCUUCACCAUGUUGGCUAUUAUACUAGAGUAAAACUAAACCUCAUAAGUAAUAUGUAUUAAUCACGUAUGCUAAUUGUGCCUGUCAACAUAGCACAAGUAUAGUGCUGUUAUUUGAAGGAAUAACUCGGCAUUUGAUUAUUAAGGAUUUAAGCAUUCAUAAUAUCUGAUUCUCUAUGGCAAAUGAUGUAGUAGUAUAGGCCAUAUAAUACUCUUGAAUGCAAAAGUUAUGUUAGUGCCCCCCCCCCAAGUACUGAAAUGCAGGACAGUUAUUAAAGGAAGCAUUUUUGUUUUUCUCUUGUUCUCUGAUACUAUGGUUGUGAACAAUCCAGAAGAAAGUAAGUACCACUAAUACGAAAGCUGGCCAUUUGGCUUUUCUUCAUCUUCUGUUCUCACAGUCUUUUUCCCUAAGAUUCAUCUUAAUGCUAUCCUGCAGUCUGUUAUGGACAGAUACUUUACUCUUGUUGAACUUUUUGUUGCUCAAAAACUAUUGCACAUAGCGGUUUAAUUUCUCUCUGUCAUUCCACUGAAACGAUACAAGUAACAAGAAUACAAGAAUAAACUGGGAGAAAAAAGGAAGUAAACAUAGAACAUAGAAAAUUUCCUUAGUAAUAAACAGAAGCUAAGUUAUAUUUAUUUCUAGUAAAACUAUUUGAAGUCCUUCAUGAUAUUUCUUAGAAGAUAGACAUUUCAGUCUAGAAUAGUUCAAGAAGACUGCACAUUAAGGCAAUUUUCUUAUGUAGUUGGUAAUUUAUCUCUCUUGGUGGUAGAAACUGUUUCUGUGUGGACUUAACACACACAAAAACUCCUGGAUUUUUUUAGAGUAACUUUUGGUGUGGAAACAAAUGUCAGUCCUCUCUCUAUAUAUAUAUUUAUAUAUAUAUAUAUACACACAUAUUUAAAAAUAUGGUAGUAUGUAAGUUUAUACCCAUGUGACCAAUAGGUUGUCCUCUCCAAGCAACAUUUUACCAUGUAACUUUAAUAGUUUUUGAAAUAUUAUUUUACAUGUAAAUACUUAUCUAGCCCUAAUUGUGUUGUGCUUAUUUUUAUUUUAUUUUGUUAUUUUACUAUGUAUUUUAAACUGACUGUGUUCUGUUAAAGAGGAAAGAACUGUAGAAGGUACAAAACAUUUUUCUGUGAUGCCUAAUUACAGACAAGAUUUGAUAGAGGUAACAGUUAGGUAUUGCACAACUGUCUGUCCCUACAUAAAAUUUUGCUCUUCAUUUGUGACAGAAUGUACAAAGUUUUCUGAAUAUUUCUAAAAUUAAUAUUAUUAUUUCAGGUUAGUGCAAAAACUUGUUAACUUGUCUGAGAACGUAACAUUUGUCUCUCAUUCUCUACAACUGCCAAAUCAGUGAGACUACUGAGGUCUCUGUUAAUAUAACAGUAUUUUUACUCUAUACUGUAGCUGCAUAUGUGCAAUCAUUGAAUUACCAAUGUCAAUUAUCUGUACUUAUUAUAAACAUACUGUGUUAUGGUGAACACAAAAUAAAUAUACUGUACUUAUUGAAAUGAAUAUGCUGAGUCACAGUAACUCAUGCAAAGUCAUGGUUCUUGAUAGUUGAGGGUUGAAGAAUGGUCAUUGAUUACUGACCAACACAUUUGGAAUGGCUUGAGGUCUGCAUACAAUCUGUCCCUGAUGGUAUUGGGAUUGUCUCCCCUGGUGUUACAAGAUUUGAGUUAGAAGUUUAAGAUGAACAUUCAUCUCCUCUUAGUGCAAAGGUUGAAUAUUGAAUGUCUGGAGCCAUUCCUGUGCCCCCAAUGUACAAUGGCACAUGUAGCUCAGUCCUUUCAUUUACUUAUACAUUCCCAUUAGAGAUUCAUAGUAAAAUGUUAUACAUGUUUACUAAGCCUAAUUCAUCAUUAUUUGUAUUACAUGUAGGAAAAUAUCUACCAUUUUUGUACAUUGCUCAACUAUAUAUAAUAAAUAUAUAUUUUUUUCCUA
Zootermopsis nevadensis is the source of this 5567-nucleotide messenger RNA. RefSeq names its product amidophosphoribosyltransferase. Gene Ontology annotation, molecular function: amidophosphoribosyltransferase activity. The record is from RefSeq and is a predicted model, not a curated record. Gene Ontology annotation, biological process: purine nucleobase biosynthetic process. NCBI's taxonomy places the organism in Eukaryota, Metazoa, Arthropoda, Insecta, Blattodea, Termopsidae.